Moneuplotes crassus is the source of this 1080-nucleotide messenger RNA. NCBI's taxonomy places the organism in Eukaryota, Ciliophora, Spirotrichea, Euplotida, Euplotidae. The record is from the annotation of a GenBank genome assembly.
UAUAGAUCCAAGAAGGACUUAUACACAAGGAUGGCAGUAGACCGCCAAUAUUUUAUGCCAAGCUACUAAAUGUGCCCUGUCUCAUAUAUCAGAGAUGUAUUUUCUAGAGAUAAGAAGAUAAGUCUGGCCUUGAUAAACUCAUCAAUAGGCUAUAAAAGUGAAUGAGGUAAUGUUAAUUCAUGUUCCAUUUUAUCCAGAGCUCUCAAUUAAGAGAGUCUAUCCUGAAUUAAAGGAAAAUCCUAUUCUGAAGACAUAUUUCCAAGAAUACCCAGAAAAUAUUUAUCCUGAAAGAAAAUUCUUCUAUGGAGUAGUUGGGAGUCUUUUUCCAGAUAAAUUGAAAGCAAUUAUUAAAAAGGCAAGAGAACACAGAAGCAUAAUUGAAGCCUCUGAUGAAAAUGAACUUAUUCAUUUUUCACCAGAAUUUUCAGAUGAAAUAAUGAAGUUACUGAGCCAUCCUACAACCCCAGGAAGAGCAGUAUUUUUAUUGAAACAAAAGGCAAAAACUACUAGAAAGAAGAGAACUGCUAAAGAAUUUAUGGCUGAUUUCAAACCAAUUAGUUCAAUAAGGAUGGCGACUCGGAGACUCCCCGUCCCGAAAGAGUUCAGCAUAGACAAAUUAAAAGCGAAAGCUGUCAUAGAAAUGUAGGACGAUGGUUUAAGAUACAGUGAUGAGGAAGAGAGAUAAUACUAAUUGCGUUGCAAACUUCACUAAAAUCAUUCUUUGGUAAAAAAAUGCUGGUAGUUUUCGUCAAAACCAGGUUUACCUAAAUGAGAAUCUGACAUUCCAAACUAAAGGCAGCUAUUAUAGUUGACAGAUUCAUUUUAGGAUAUUUUUAGUCUUUUCGCUGCAUCAUAUUGAUAUCUUUUGAUUCUUAGUGGUAAACCUGAAAUUCCUGGAAAUUAUGAUCUGCUCAGGUUGGAUGGGGAGCAAUUGAGAGAAGAAACAUUUUUGUUUCUUUAAGAGAUAAAUAGGACAGAAUAAUGAAAGCGAAGGCUAAUUCAGAGAAGAGUAGGGGAGACCCUAACCAAGACAAAAUGAGGAUAAAAUUGGAAAUAAUUAUAUAACAUUCCUAAAAACUG